CCUACGCUCCCUCCCUCAAUCGCCUGCCUACCAGCUGCUCUCGCGCCACGCUCUCCUCUGCUGGUUGCUGCAGUCAUGUCAUCUCUCUAGUCGCUCCACCGCCUCACACAGCGUCGUUGAGGUCACAAUGUCUUACCGCAAGGAUCCCAAGUGGAAGCCUUCUUACGGUGCCUCAAGGGACUACUACGCGGAGCAGCAAUACUACCCUUACAACGCUGCCCAUGGCGCCUCUUCUUCGUCUUCGGCCGCAUAUACAGGUCGAGGGGACGAUCAAUACCACACUCACACCUACCGUAAUCACUCCGUUGACUUUCGCAAUCGAGACGUCGAUCGCACAGGGGACUCUUCGUACCGGGAUCGCGCUCGAGGAGAGCAUAGCUUUGCGUCUCGCGAUCCUCGCGCGUACGAUCGUGACAAGCAGCCAAAUGGCCCUCGCUCAGACGACGCAGCAGCACCGUCCCGAGCAGCUGCACCACUAGUCAGUCGGAUGUCCCCUCGACCAUCCGACAGUGGAAGCAGUGGGCGAAGAGAGAGCGGUGGUGCUCUAAACGAUGGCGGCUGGACGCAGCGCGGGGGUGGCAGUGGUGCCGGGCCUUCUCGUCCCAGACGAUCUGCGUCCCCACCGUCUCGCCCUGCAACGACCAGAGAAACCUGUAACGAGACAAAUGAUGCAAGAAAUGGUAGCGGGGAUCGUGCCGCCUGGUGGGAACCACGUGACAAGUUCCGGGAAUCAAAUCGAGCUCGCGAUCACAGCAUACUGCCAUACGGUGACGAUCUAGGCUACGGUGCUCGACCUGGAUCGGCAGCUCGGACCCCAGGCAUCGAGGAAGGAGAGAUCGCCACUGCUGGUCAAAGGGACAGUCCUCACGCCGCCGCCGGGGGGCCGUCUGGUCAGAAUUCCGCCGUCAGCAGGGACCCUCGCAGAAGGACCACCGGGGAUACGAACAGGCCUGGCCCUUCAACGGGAGAAAGCUCCAGAGAAGCGAGUGUCGCAAGAGGAGUCCCUGCAAACGCUAUGGAUAUCGAUCAAGUGAGACAGCAGACCGUCCGCGCUGAAUUGGAGCUGUCUGAGAGGCCUCGUCAGGUGACAGGCAAGCUACAAGAUGCGGUCAAGGGAGGCGCAAUAGCUACGCCUCGGCGGCCGGAUAUGCGUCAUCUCAUCGGUCAAUUCCUUGAAGCUGUGGAUCGUCAACGCGAGUGCCAUGCGAACGUCAACUUCGCCGAGUUCAAGCUACAGGAGUCUCUGGAUUGGGUAGAGGCCAAUGCCUCGAAACCCGCGCUCACAAAGGAGUUCUACGGAGGGCCAAAGGGGACGCUGGAAUCGCGCAUCAGAGAAGCAAAAGAGGCAAAGGAGAACGCAGGAAGAGAAGUCAGCGAGAAGAUGGAAAGGAUCUACGAGGUUCUGAUGACCUUUACUGAAGACAGCAGCCUCGCCGCUUCUGCCGCCGUACAACGUGGUCCUGCUCACAGCGCCGCAAUCUUGGUUGAGCGUCAGGAUCAUAGGAUCGGGGGCAUGGGGCGUUCAGAUCAAGGAACCAGCGGAGCCGAACCUGAUGACGCCGGUCAGAGCGAGAGGACGGCACCGGGAACUCCUCCUCUUCUGAGAGAUCCGGUGGCUCCAAGACCAGAGCAGCAGGCCAGCAAUUCGAGGCUCGAUAGGAAGUUCGAACUUUUGGAUGACAGACUUGAAGAGAUUAGAGAGUUCUGUCAUGCGACCGAGGCGAAUAUGGAAGAGCUCGUGGCACAGACGGUCCAAAGCGCUCUGCAAGACAUCGCUAGACGCAGAAGAGAGAAGGGCAAGCAAAGAAUAGAUGCCGCCCCGCCAGAGGCGGACCCAGCUGUGGCAGCCAAUACUCUCCCUCUCGUUCCCCGGACUGCUCCCCGCAGCCAGUCUGCGGGAGUCGACGAUUCCUCUGGCAUCGAGUCGCGACUGUCGCUGCUUCGCUCCGAAUUCCAAACGAGCCUACACAACGAGCUCAACACCUUCCAUGAACAGCUCAGAUCGUCCUUCUCACAGGUGCAACAGCACUUUGACAAGCACAAGGCUGCGAGGCAAGGUGACAAGAUGGACUCAACGGCUCGCGACGAGGCUCAGCAGGGCGAGAUUGAGCAGUUGAAAGUUCAGGCACAACAUGCAUUUGAGGAACGACGAUGGCUGAAGUCAGAGUUGGAUGCGACCAAAAACUCGUUGCGAGAAGUGCAGUCGGUGCUCGUCAACUUCCUACAGCAAACACAGGCAUCUCGCGUGACCGCACCUGCCGUGCUGUCUCGUCCUCAGAUUACUCAAAUUUCACAGUCACCGACAGCGCAACCAUCGGUUCUCCGGCCUAAUUUGGCAGCAUCGCCGCCUGCUCCAGGUCCGCAGCGAGCGCCACAAGCGGUGCAAGGCACUCCAUCGUCCGGGCGUUCUGCGCCGACUUCGACCAAUCUUGUCGUCGCAAACUCGCAAGACUCCGCUGAUCCGAUUGAACGCUUCAUCCUGGCUACAUGCCAGGUUAUCAUCUCUGGCAUCCCCUCGAAUUACACGCCAGAACAAACGGUGGGACACGUACGUGCAGCAGCCGAGUACCAUGCGCAAAUGGUACACAAGGAUAUACCGACGCCUCAGCACGAUCAAAUGAAGAGGCUCGCGUUGCAGAUUGCCAACAAAGCCUUUGCCAUGCUGGCGGCGCGGGCGACUAGCAACGUCGUGGACCUCCCAGGCAUGCAACGGAUCCAAGGGAUCGGGUCCGCCAGCCCCUCUGUCCACCAGUCCGAGACACUCCAGCACCACCCCCACCACCAGCAGCCGAUGCGCCCAGAGACUGUUGCACCUUCCACUGCGGCCAGCCCUCUGCUACCAACUGUCGCAAACGCUUCCUCGGUCUCGGCUCCCUCAGGCGAGCAAAGUGGCCAACUGGAUGCAAACCCUGUACAGAACGCUCAGCAACCCAAUAGGAAGACAAACGGCGGCAAUCUUUCGUCUGGACCGAUCGAGGUGGAGGACAGCGAAGUUGAUGAGCUGGAUUCGGGCGCCAGACAGGAAGAGGACGGAGCGGAUCGUGAAGCGGGAGAGAUCGUGACGGAGACUGAGGGCGGGGCGACUGGGUGAGAGACGUUUACGUCGAGCCAAUUCAGAAACCCUCUUCACUCUAUGCUUGGGUAUCAUUGAUUGAUGAGAUGGCAUCGGCAAAGCUCAGAAGCCUAGUGUGAUAGUAGGGCGGAAGCUGGAGGUGUGAGCACUACCCCUUUACUUAGAGCGUUGCCUUCACGGCUCUCGUACUCAGUACUCACAGCAAUCGCAGUCGAAUGGACACAGUGGUGUAUCCCCUCCUCUGCCCAGCUUGAGCUCAUUCUCGGAAUAGAUGGCGAAACCUUCCUCUGUACGACCUCCUGCUUGACGAUGCAGCAAAGGCAACGUCAGUGAGAG
Messenger RNA from Microstroma glucosiphilum, 3409 nucleotides. RefSeq lists its product as hypothetical. Lineage: Eukaryota; Fungi; Basidiomycota; Exobasidiomycetes; Microstromatales; Microstromataceae. The transcript has 2 exons. The record is from RefSeq and is a predicted model, not a curated record. The coding region runs from base 128 to 3091 and encodes 987 amino acids.